AGCAUGAGUAUUUUUCUGAGAGAAACAGGGACAGAAAUGACUAUGUGCAUUUCGCGAUGUUUGUUGAUCAUGUACUUUCCUUACAUGAAACGGAUAUUCAUAUGUUCCGACUCCAUUGUUCAAUUGUUGAAGAUUUCACUCCCAUUGAAGGUUGGAUUUGCUCUGCCAUUGGUCGUAAUGCAGUUGAAUUUGAUCUUCGUAUUGAAUUAUUCAGAAAUAAGAUAUUUCAGUUGCCUCGAAGUGUUUUCAUGUACAAAAAACUGGUGGUUUUGAAGCUGAAUUCAAAUUGUCUAAGCUAUGUUCCUCCUGAGUCAAGGUGUUUCCCAAGUCUGAAGUUCCUACAUGUUACCGUCUAUUUUCCUAAUAAUGCGUUAGCGGAAAAGCUUUUUUCAUGCUGCCCUGUACUUGAAGAUUUGACGAUAGAUGGAGUUGUUGGAUAUGAUGUUUUGAAUUUUAAAAUCUCUGCGCCUGAGUUGAAGAUGCUAAGAAUAAGGUUAAGAUUGGGGGCCCUUGGCAUUGAUGGUAACAAUUUCUCUGUUAAUGCUCCGAAGCUUGAAACACUUGAUGUGACGGAGGUUAUUUUUUCAAACUAUAAUUUAGAGGGUUCAAAGUCUAUAGUUAAUCUCUAUCUCAUUGGUGGAUGUUCACAUCACGGCUUCCCUAAACUUUCAGCUCCGCUUCUGGCCCGAAUUUCCAAGGUUAAAGAUAUGUAUCUUUCAGCUUUUUUGUUGAAGGGUUGUAGUCUGCCUGCUUUUGGUAACUUGAGCGAACUGAAACUGGUUGUUCGUAAUCGCUACCAUUGGGAAUUGCUAACAGAGCUGCUCAAGAGAUCGCCUAAACUGGAACAUCUUGUCAUAGAACAUGAACACGAACUGUGCUGCACUACAUUCUCUGACGAUGAAGAAGAGGUUGAAGAAUACUCAACGGUAUACCUAGGACCUCAAUGGAAUACACCAGAGACGGUGCCUAUUUGUGUGUCAUCACACCUCAAGACUAUCACGAUAAGGGGAUUCGGUGGAGGCUAUGAUGAGAUGGAAGUGGCAAAGUAUUUGUUAGAGAACGGCAAAGUUCUGAAUAAGAUGGUUAUUUAUAGUUUCGUUUUCUCUUGUGGAAGUGAGAAGCUAGACAAGGAAAUCGUGAUGUUCCAAACUGGUUCAAGGACUUGCCAAGUCGAAUUUUUCUGAGAUGCGAUUUUUAGCUGUUACAACAUGUGUAAUUCUUGUUGUAAGAAGGAUUAAUCAAACUUGUAAAUUAAAGCACCAUCCUUGUUAAUCUGAAGAUGAAUAGAUUUUCAAUCAUUUA
Pyrus x bretschneideri (Chinese white pear) is the source of this 1302-nucleotide messenger RNA. RefSeq names its product putative F-box/LRR-repeat protein At3g58880. NCBI's taxonomy places the organism in Eukaryota, Viridiplantae, Streptophyta, Magnoliopsida, Rosales, Rosaceae. Bases 57 to 1184 code for a protein of 375 amino acids. The transcript is spliced from 3 exons. The record is from RefSeq and is a predicted model, not a curated record.